Molecule: messenger RNA, 10978 nt
Organism: Acanthaster planci (crown-of-thorns starfish)
Lineage: Eukaryota; Metazoa; Echinodermata; Asteroidea; Valvatida; Acanthasteridae
Product: serine/threonine-protein kinase 32A-like
Biological process (GO): regulation of signal transduction; protein phosphorylation; G protein-coupled receptor signaling pathway
Molecular function (GO): G protein-coupled receptor kinase activity; ATP binding; G protein-coupled receptor binding
Source: RefSeq, a predicted model, not a curated record
UGUUAAUUGAUGUUUUGGCCUCACCAGACUGGAAGUUGAAAGCGGUUUUUUGGAGUCUAGGAAAGAACUUUCGAAGGCACAUGUUGUUGGGUGUCUGAAAGGGUGGAGACGGAAACACCUCCUCGGACGGCACAGAGAACUCAGCAUUGUUUGUGUGUGUUCCUGUCAGCAAUGUUAGCGUGUUAGCUCCAGUACAUACAGUCCGUACACACAGCUCAGACAGCCCGAUAAAUUGCAUUCCAGCUUAGGUGAUGCCGAGCUGAACAUGUACCAUUGAACCAAGGCUGUUGUACGCUUGGGAGCACAGACCGAUGAUGAUAUGAGCGGGGGUAUCGUUUAAACACAACUGGAGACAAUGGCACAUCUGGAAUUGUUGUCUUUAGAGGGCUUGGUGGCGAUUAGCUGUUAAUGUCAGUGCCUACUAAAGCUGGCCAGGACUUUAGUGACACAAGAGGAGAAAAUAUCCCACUGUUUACACGUGGUAUAAUGACACAGGGCCCACUCUCGGAUCAGUAGGCCAAAAUCGGGUGAUAUUGUAACGCCAGCCCCCAUAUGUGUACGUGUCCAAACCUGUGAUGUGCAGGCAACCAUGCAGGAUCCAGACGUAAAGUAGACGUUUGCGAGCAGAUUUUGGAUCAGGAAUACAUUACUACUGAAGCCAUUGUGGUAUUAGAAGGGGGUGGCAGUGUUGGUGUCCGGGCCUUUUUAUUUCUUUUGGAGGUUGUGUUUUUCUGGGAGGUGGGUGUUUUGCCCCAGCCUGGGGCAGAACCGAUCAGGAACUCGUCGUCAAGAUAGGGUGCACCAUGGGAGCUAAUCACUCAGGGCGGAAGCAGUCCUUUGACGAGAACGGCGAUGUUGAUUUUGACCACUUCCAGAUCUUGCGGGCCAUUGGCAAGGGCAGCUUUGGAAAGGUUUGCAUCGUUCAGAAAAAGGACACUAAGAAGAUGUUUGCCAUGAAGUACAUGAACAAGUCCAUGUGCAUCCGCAAGGAUGCGGUGCGGAACGUUCUGAAGGAGCAAGAGAUCCUGCAGCAGCUGGAGCAUCCGUUCCUGGUCAAUCUCUGGUUUACCUUCCAGGAUGAGGAAGACAUGUUCAUGGUGGUAGACCUGUUGCUAGGCGGGGACCUACGUUACCACAUCCAGCAAGGUGUCAAGUUUGAUGCGGAAAGGGUCAAGCUGUAUCUUUGUGAGAUUGCACUGGCGUUGGACUAUCUCAACACCCACCACAUUAUUCAUAGGGACAUCAAGCCAGACAACAUAUUACUGGAUGAAGACGGUCACGUGCACAUAACGGACUUCAACAUAGCGACAGUGCUUCAAGAAGGCUGUCUUGCGUCAUCCAUGUCCGGCACCAAACCAUACAUGGCCCCAGAGAUUUUACAAACGGCAUCGGCAGACUCCAAAGGAUAUUCUUUCCCAGUUGAUUGGUGGUCGUUGGGGGUCUGUGCUUAUGAAAUGCUUCGAGGAAAGAGACCGUAUGACAUCCAUUCGAACUCAUCAAUAGCAGACAUCAUGCACCUGUAUCAGUCCACCCAUCCUCAUUAUCCAUCCUCCUGGAAUCCUACUCUCUCUGACCUGAUUAGACAGCUCUUGGCUUUGGAUCCUCAGCAACGGUUGAUAUCCCUAGCGGCUAUGAGCAAGCACCCAUUCAUGUCGGAUGCAGAUUGGGACGCCAUACUCAACAUGAAAAUCAAGCCUUCCUUCGUGCCGCCCAAAGAUCAUUUGAACUGUGACCCAACCUUUGAAUUGGAGGAAAUGAUUAUCGAAGCCAAGCCUUUGCAUAAGAAGAAGAAACGCCUUGCCAAGCAAAGCUCGAAGGGCAAAGACAUUGAUGAAGAAAUGCAAGCCCAGUUGGACAGCCUGAAUGCAGAGUUUAAAGUCUACAACAGAGAAAAACCUAAUAAAAAAGAGACCACCAGCAAAGGCAACGAGACGAAUCCCGAGGAAAGAAUGGAGGAUGGUAAUACCAAUCAGGAAGGUGCCAUCACGACAUCCAGCAUUGAAAUGCCGGUAGCCAUCACAGAAAACACACCGGACAAAGAACAGAAACAGCAGGAAGAACACGAAGAACAGCAACGACAAGAAGAAGAGGAAUUAACAUCACAACAACAACAACACUCAUCAACACCUUCAGGUGUCAGUAAACAAGCAGAGCUACCUACGGUUCAGCAGUAACGCACAGAGAUUUUUCUGUACAUAUAUACAUACAAAUGAAAUAUAUCUAAGUCUUGGUAGUUUUCACGUCAUUGUAGUAAAAUAAGUGGUGCAUAUACAGGUAUAUCAACACCGUUAAGAAGAAUGGAUGGGGCUCUUGUUUCAUGGUUUGUAAUUUCUAAAGUGUGGGUGCCGGCAAAAGUGCUCCCCGAAAGGCCACUGUCUGUCAAGCAGCUAGGCUUGCGGUAUCACUCACUGCCAAGAUCUGUCAAGCUAAAGUGCAUCAAACAUCUCAGGUUUUAUGCCUUCUCGACACAUCUCGGCUGAUUAGAUUCACAGACAAAUUGAGCAAAUGAUCUCCUUUGCAGGUCUUGUGUAAUGGGACCUAACAAUAAAUGUUCCUGCUUCAGCCAAGGGGAAACAUACUCAACCCCCCUCCCCCCAUGACAUGUAUCACAUUGUGUGGGAUGGUUGGUGUACCUCUCUAGAACUUAUCACUCAUGUUAUUUUGUACUCACUGUUAUGCAAACAAACUGAGUUGCAAGUCGCAUAACUCAGAUAUCGCAACUCAACAGGGUGCUGAUCUUACAUUUUGCAAUUGUCAUCCCAACUCAAUUAAUUUUUAAAAAUAUAAUUGGCAUUUGUCAUCUCACAAGCUUAAUCCUAACAGAAGAACACGUAUGUACUUUUUUCACUGAAUGUACCUCGAGAUCAUACAUGUACAUAGUUGUUUCUGAGAUUUCCAAGUUAAUAAGGUGAGAGAUUUCUUACGAAAAAUCCUGACGAAGAUAAGGGUCUGAGAUCCACACAUAUACUACAGUUCUGCUUGGUGCAGAAUACCUGGAGUCAUCCCAUGUGGAUUCUAACCCACCAUCCAAAGAUUUAAGUGACAUAAAUUAACUAGAACCACGACACAGUUUCCCCUGUCUGGUUUAUAAAACUCACAAUCGUUUGUGUUGUUCUGGAUGGACUUUUUACAACAACCAGGACUAGAGAUAAUUUGUGCUAAUUGUUUAAGAAUUAGAACUAAUGUAGGUGUUACAAGUUAAAUAUAUUAUGAAGUGGUAUUGUGAAAAUCUCAUACAACUAUUCCAUUAAAAUGUGUACUUGCCUUUAAAUGCCAUAAUGCAUGAUUUUGCUUAUCACUCUUUUUUCAAAAAAGGUUUCAUGCACCCCUCCUUUUACCUAGUUCCCAGGUUUCCAUCAAACAUAAAUUGUGGUGGCUAGGUAAAGAAAGGUAGCAUUCCAUCUGUGGUAUGGGGAUUUUUCAAGCAGCAUUUCUCUGCCGGGAGGUAAUGCUUGAUUGGCCAAAUAAUUCCCACAGCAUUUGCACCAUUAGGCAGAUUGUCCAGGGGUUUUCAUCCGCACAUUCACUUAUCACUCUGUCUCUUCCCACUGAGACUAUAUGAAGCACUUAGUGUGGACCGCUUAGGGAAACAAAAAUCAUCUUAUAAAGGGAACAGCGGUUAAAAGCAUCUUUGCAAAAAUCAAGAACAUUUGGUAAAGCACCUUUGUCAGCACGGAAGGUUGUCCUGUCAAAUUGGAUCGGGAAUUGUGACUUCAAGGAAGCUGGGACUGUUAAAAGGCGGACUGCUCUUGAAGAGGUGCUGGGGAUCUGUUGCCAGGUUGUCUGAGGCAUGGGGCAAGAGCGCCUUUUUUUCUUUUUUAGAGAGAGAAGAACCUAUUGAGGAAGAUUGCACCGAUAGGAACAAAAUGAAGAUGCAGACCAAAUGUCCUCCUGAGUAAGCUGACUCCAAGCCUUGUUUCUGUCGUGUGCUGUUAAGGGAUCACAUCAUUGCUUACUCUUGGCUUGUGAGGGAUUGGAAUGCUUUAUACAUGUGCAUGGCAAUCGCUGUAAAAGUCAGUAGGACUUAAUCUGAAACUGGAUUCAGGAUUCGGCGAACCUGGUCCAAAUUAUUCAACCCAUGGAGAGCAGCAUCCUUUAGAAUGAUCGCAUCCAACACUUGUUGAAUAAUGAGCGAUUGGAACUGGGAGCACACAUUGAUGACAGAAGAUGAAUCCUGAAAACCUUGCCUACCUUAAUAUUAAUUGGAUUUGGACCUCUUCCAUGCUGACACAGGGCAGGGUGCCAACUUUAUAUCUCAACCCAUCCAUGCUGAAGCUGGAAUAUUACUGUUAACAUCUGAUCUUUUGGAGAUCAAACCAAAACCAAGUUAAGACUUUGGAACAUAAACAGUACUGAUCCUCUGAAGUGCACAGCACUUUCAUUUACAAUGGUACGUCUGCACUCUGAUCCAGUUCAAUUUCACGGAGACAAGUAGAACGCAUUAUUUAGGAGGCAAAAAGAGAGUUACAGUUUUGUUGUUGAUUCAAGUGACAUUUUGACCCUUGAUAUAGCAGCAGAACCACUGAACAAGGUCCACUUGGAAUUGGAACAAACAAGCCAAAACAGCUCAUGCACAAGCAAUUUACCUACAUGCUGUACCACGUCAAACGGUCAUCACCGGCAAUUGCUUUGCGGAACUUGCCUCAACAUGCUCUGAACAGUGACUGCAAUGGACAAUAACAGUAUGUUGCCGUUCCAUUAUGUUUAUUAGUGCCUAGAGCUAGACGAUAUUAACCUGUCUAGUAGAAUAGAAGUAUCAAUAUUUUUAUCCCAGAUGGUAAGUGCCUGUCAGCAACCAGUGACAAACAUUUCGUAAAUCAUUCUUUGGGAUAUUGCAUGUACUAGCAGCCUUCCAAAUCCAGGGGUGCCAGACACAUCGAUACAAACUAUAUUUAUGCAUGAAAUGAUGAGUAGAUGUAGCUUUUAGUGAUGUCCAAAGAAUUAUUAUUUACCAAUUUUAUUCCUCCAUUCUGUUGAUACCAAGGAUCGUGUUGAAUAUUAAAAAGGAAAUUGUAUAUAGAUAAUGUGUAAUGUUCUCGCAAUGUUUGUCUUGUUUCCUGAGGAAAAGGUAGUGUCAGUGUGUCAAAUCAUGGCCUUGUGAGAAAACCAAUGUGAUUUUUUUUUCUUUCUUUAAAAUUUGCUCGUCCAGCCACAGGACAAAAAUCAGAUGGUCAUUGCCACUCAUGCCGCUGCUGUAUGUAGGUCAGUGUGGUCAACAGUUACUUGGAUCUUUGGGGUAUUCCCCAUAUUGUGAGUUCAAACUGUGAGUUGUGGUGUAUGUUCUCUUAUCUUGCUUUAAGCGGGUAACUGAUAUAACUGAAGAGAUAAGGGAAUUGUGGGUGAACUUGCCAAUAGAUAAAGCGGUAGGAGUGUGGUGCCUAAAGUCUGUAUCUCAAGAUUCAUUGGUAUGACAGUACCUUUGUCUUCAGGACACCAGACAGAAAUGCCUCAUUUGGACUUAAUUGUCACUCCAAAUCAUUUCUCCAGUUAAUGUAUUAAUGAUUGGAUUAUUUGUUUGUCAUAAAUCACAUUAUUGAGUUGACUUGUCCCUGGUGAUUUGCUCAGCCAUGUGAUGUACAUGUAGGCAUGCAUAUUCAGCAUUUCUGUGUCUGUAUUAAGUGGCAGGUGCACCUCAUUGCCCUCCCAAAGUACAGUGUACUGUGUUAUACUCCAUUAGUUUCACAUGGCAUUGCACUAUUAAUUGAGGGGAGGAACCAGCAUGGUAUUGGUUGCUAAAACUUAUCUCAUAAUCACAACAAGCAUCAAUGCAGAAAUAAACCUCAUCGAAUUCGUGUUCAAGGGUUUGCUAUAGUGGUUUGUUGCUGUGGCCUUCAGUAUGAUGUAUGAAGUGCGUGAUCCCUAUUUUCACGAAGGCCUUCAUUAAAAAAAGUGGCAUGCCAAAUUGGCAAAGUCUAUAUUUGCUAACACAAGUGCGCAUGGUCAAGUAAGAUGGAGGUUGUAUUGCCUAGAUGCUGAUUCAUCAUCUUAUUUGUGUUUGGUAUGUUAAUGCCUAUAGAAGGUUUUUUUUUUAGAACCUUGCAUCACUGAAACAGUGAUACAACGUCAUAAAGCCUCAUGUCAUAUUAGUGGGCCAUUCAAGUCAUCAGUGAUCUAUGAUACAGGAGUGUAUAUUAACUCAAUUGAUAGCAGAAUAAAGGAACCUGGAUUACAGACAGCUGUUGUGGCAAUCAAUCUGCAUGAGACAACACUGGAUGUUUACCUCAGUAAACUUUCCUUUUUUUCUUGCUAUCAAGGACCGAACCUGUCCAACUUGUCAACAUCCUGGUUAGUUAUUGCCUCUAGAGGCGAGCUGGAAUGAGCUUGCUUCAUCUUGUUGAAAUGUCAACUCUAAAUCUGUACUUUUAGAAACAACAAAACUGCCCAGCAGUUGAAGGGUUGAUCCUUAGAAUGUGAAUUUGUAUCCAACUCGUGUUUUGCUAACUGUAAUUGGAUUUUUAAACUGUGAAAUGUCUUUGUACCUGUAUGAAGUUACAACUGAGGGAACAUCUAAAGAAAUGCAUGUACAAUUUAGGAGUUGAUAUACCUAGCUAUUUGGAAAUGGUCAUUGGAAAUACCACAGUUUGGGGGGUUGGGAGUUGCACUUUUCUAAAAGAGUCCAAACAUCUAUAACUGAUUAUCAUUAACACACACAGUCCUGAAUUAUUUUUUAUGUUCGUCUUUGCCUUUCUGUUAACAUGUAUUACAUCUUGCCAUACCUUUGAAGGACGGUUUGUUUUUAUAUAAAGGAAAAAUGAGCAAAUAUGAGUAGAUAUUCUUCCCCCCUUGCACCGUCCACCUUUAUGCAGUGUUUGUUCAUGCACUUCCAGAAUAUAGAACACUUGCUGUCAUGAUGGUCCACUUUUCCCCAACCCAUAUAGGAUCUAGCAUCUAUACUACUUCAGUAAUUCCUCUGUCAUUCCCACUUGCAACCAAUCUAGUUUUUUCUCAUAACCUAUUUACUGGUUGUUACAGAGGAGACAUUUAAGGUUAAUAAAUACCACAUUUGACCUCCUUUAUAAAAAUGUAGAGCACUGUUUUGACCAACAACUGGAAUUUGGUCCUGAAUCCAUUUUCUGUUAAUUCAUAAAAGAAAUUCAUUUAUUGUUGAGAAGGUUUCCACCUUGUUGCCAAGACCAUCUUAGUCCCUGAGGUAAAUGAUUAAUUAUGGAUUAGGAAUGAUUAAGCUUGUCACCUCUUUCAACAAGCCCAGGGUUCACUUCUCAUUUCUAUCCCAAUUGUUAUGACUUUACAAAGAUACUAGAGAAAAUACUACAGUUGUUGGUCUGGUAUCUCCUACCCGGGUUGGACAUGAUGGAAACACAAGAAAGCAUGACUCUCUCUGCCUGCCUCUAGCAGCUAGAGAUCUGAAAGCACAGAUGAACCUGUCUCAUUUUUCCAGGGGGAAGAAGGGGAGAUGUUGACACCCUCUAUCAUUUUCCAAAGAGCAUUAAAGGGUGUCGUAGUGGGGCCCUGGAAAAGGCACUCACAGUUUACUUUCACCAAUUCUCAGUUGAUUGGAUAACAAUUCUCUCUUCUGUAGUGAUGAUACCUUUUAUUGGGAAUUCAUAUCACUAUUUUUCAAAGAGGAGUCAAAAUAUUGCUUUAGUGGUCACAGAGUGUGAUGAAUACCUCCCAUAGGGAGAUUCUGCCAUCUGGUUUUGAGUAUUUUGUUCUGUGUGAAAGGAGAAUUUGGUGUGAAAGUUUAAGCAUAUCUUCUCAACCUGAUACCCCAAACUUGUUUGUAAUGUCAUUUUAAAUAGCAACAUACAUGUAAACUAUAAAUUUGGUUAUUUCACAAAUGAAUUAAGUUUAAUUUGACACAUGUCAUUGCUUCAUUCCUUCGCUGAACUUUCUCCUUGUUCAAUAGCUGUACACUUAAGCAGAUUUUUGAGACAUUUUAGUUAAAUUCUCAUAAGGGAAAACUUUUAAACCAUUCUACCUGUUUUGUAAUGAAUUCAUGACAAAACCACGGACUGUAAGCUCUUGUGAAUUGUGGUCGAAUUCUGCAGUCAAUAAUCAUGAUUAUGAUCGUAACCUUUGUUAUUGGUCAUACAGUAUUCCACUAAUUAUGCACACGCUUAACUUGCAGCCACAUCUUAUGUUGCAUAUUUGUUCUGGAACAUCAAUUAUCUCGUGGACGUUGGCAGGUGCCAAAACCAUCUAAUUUCAAAAGCUUGUGAUGCAUCAACUCGGCAUAGGUUAAGAUUUGGCCUGAACCAUGCAAGCCUAACAGAGGGCCAUCCCAGAAAAGUGAUCUGUUUAUGGAUUGGUUCCAAAAUUAAAUAUAUUUUUUAUUUAAUUCUGUUGAUAUAAGAAAGUGGCACAUGUUCAGAAAAAUGUUAAAUGAGACAUCGUAAGAAAUGAUGUUCAACCAUGUCAUAGUACCUUCUGUCCUGAAGAUGACCAAAGCAUCCUGGUCAAGACGUCAAGUUCACACUCACCAGGUCUUCUCAGAGCUACCACUCUUAUAAAGAACUUGAUUCCUCAAGGUAUACCUGCAAAUCAUUUCUCUGUAUUAUAUACCUUGAUUUUCAGAGCAAAUGUUGCUGGCCGAAGUAGAGAUGUUCAAAUGUUCAGUGAUUGAAAGCAUUUCAGUUCCCUGUGGACUGGAGGAAAAUAGCAGGCUACUCCCUAGUGAAUGCCAGUGUCUACCGCCCUGGGGGGAGAGACACAGGUGGGGAGAGGAGUGGCUUGCCUGACAAGGAUAUGACAAAUGGCCAACCUCUGACCCAUGUAGUAGCUUUGAUGAAGUUUAUGUUAUUUUCUUCAGCACUUUAAGCCUCUUAGUUGCUAUCUUUCCACUCAAGAAAUCCACUUGUCCGUCAUCAAUCAUUGCAAUCUUAUUGUAUACCAUUCAUUCUGGCGGGGAGUGUUCCUUGCCUAUGUCCAAUGCUGUGCUUCAUUCUCAAAGGUGAAAUUACUGCUUGCAUGCAAUUUCUGUUGCAUUGAUUCAGCUGAGUUGAGGAUAGACAGUGUUUAGAGCAAUUCAGCUUCACUGACACAGUAUGUCAAAAUCAAAUUGGUUUUUUUUUAAUUUUAGUCAACAGUGCUCCUUUUAUAUUGUAUCACACUUUUAAGUUUUCAAAAAAAAUGAUAAGGAAGAAAUUAUGAGAGAUAAGAUUCUUGCCUCUCACCCUAAACUUCAAUAUGUAUCCAAUAAGUGGUUUGAAAAUAAGUAUCUGUUUUUUGUAUGUUUUUGAAAGUUAUGGUUGUAUUAAACAUUGAAAAAGUUGUGAAUAAAAUUAUUGACAGCAAUUCAUCAAAAUACUUAGUUAUUCCAAUUCAACACUGCCUUGUGAGAUGUUUUUAUGAUAAACUACUGAAAUGGUAAGUUUUAACACACAAUUGUCAUUAUGCAGAAGUCUAGAAAAAAUUAUGUGCGUUGAGUACCCACAGAGACAUGUUUAAGGUGCAGUGUUUUUGAAAUGAACUAAACAAAAAUCUUUGUCAUAGAAUUCAAGUUUUUCAAGAUUCAAACACCUUCAUUCUACACUUCUACUGUUAUGGGACCAUCUCAUUCAGAUACAAACAUUUCCAAUAAGCAGUUACAUUCUAUAACCAAUCCCCGGACCGAAUUAAGAUUCCCUAAUUAUUUUUGCUAUGGGAAAUAUGUCUAGGAAGACAAUGAAAUUCUCUACUAAUCGGACUGAUUUGCCUUUUGAGAUCGGAGUACAUAUAUUAUCUCAAAUUUCAGUUCUUUGUGUUCCUGUAAUUGGUGAUCUCUGUUCCAAAAUACCAAGAACCUAGAGGCAUGGAAAGUACUGUGAAAAGGUAGCAAACCACGACACUAUUUCAACAUGUAAAAAAUGUUCAGAAAUGCGUGUAAUCAGGAAGACGUUUAAAGAAGCUAAUAUUUAAUGCACAAUGUUAAGCAGUCUGCCAUCUCAAUCAGUAAGUGCUAAAUGACAUUGGUAAUAUAAAGCUGAAUAUAUUUCCUGUACACAUGCUGGCACUUUGAGUUUUAUAUCUUAUAUUUUGUUUACACCUGCAGAAAUUGUAAUGCCAGUGGCAUUCAAAUAUUGCUUUGAGAACAUGUUUUUAACAGUUUUCACGUUUAUAGUUGUUAGACCCUAUGUGGAUGUUUUACAGUUCUUAUGAAGGGACCUGUCGAACUAAUCUACUUGAAAGGUCAUAUUGUUUCUAUUUUAGAGAGAGGUUUGCUUUUAUAUGUUUUAUUUUUACCACUGUUAAACUUGCCUUAACUUCUGUUCAUUUACCUUCAGCUAAAACCAGUUGUUACUAUUUUGGGGUUCCCUUUGUAAUCACAUUUCAAACCUUUAAAAGACAUAUUUCGAGGAAUGGAAAAAACUUUUAGCCCUCAAAUUCAGCGUAUUAUGAUAUUUAAAAAUGAUUGAAGAUCAAUUUCUGUUGUAGUUCAGUGCAAUAUUUGAUGUAGGUAUGAGUUGAUGUUGCUUAAAAUAUUGGAACCUGUUUUGCAAGUAAAGUUCUUAAGAAAACUAAUAGGGUCAUGCUUGUGGAUAACAAUAAGACUUUUUCAGCACUAUUUCAAAUAGUUUUCACAUUUUAAUUAAUGAAAUGCAUAUUAACCCUGAAGCCGCACAACCAUAAUUCCUUUUACCAUUUUAGGCUCUACAUGAGUAUAAUGUCAACGAUAUUGAUAUCUUGUUAUAACUUGUAGUAAGGUCUUAGUAAGUCGGUCUGGCCUGCUGUAUUUGUGUACAGAAGGACGAAAAAGGUCUAAUUACAAAGCAUUUUUCAGUGUGUCUACUAAUUUGAUACGUCAGUGUUGUUUCGUGACAAAAGAAAGUGCAAGUAAAUAACUCGGACACGAAAAGGGUUAAUUGUAUCAGUAACUCGCUGUCCACUGUUGUGUAUGCCAUCCAUUAUACAGAAGUUGAUUUUCUGGAAUCUUAGAAAACUUUUCGAGAUUUUGUAUGGCAUUAGUUGGUUAAUAUUACGCCUGUAAAUACGGUUUGAUAAGAAGACAGUAUAAUAGUUGCAUUUUAUUCUGUAGGAA